Messenger RNA from Drosophila elegans, 992 nucleotides. RefSeq names its product enoyl-CoA delta isomerase 1, mitochondrial. The coding region runs from base 89 to 934 and encodes 281 amino acids. Gene Ontology annotation, molecular function: enoyl-CoA hydratase activity. The record is from RefSeq and is a predicted model, not a curated record. The transcript has 4 exons. NCBI's taxonomy places the organism in Eukaryota, Metazoa, Arthropoda, Insecta, Diptera, Drosophilidae. Gene Ontology annotation, biological process: fatty acid beta-oxidation. Gene Ontology annotation, cellular component: mitochondrion.
CCACUGCCUAUCGAUAGCGCAACAAGUUCUGCGGCAGCUGUGUUUGUUUGUUAAAAUUGUUUCGUUUAAAUAAUAUUAAUAGUUUAAAAUGCUGCGUUCGAAAGUCCUGAGUUUGGUGACCCGUAGUGGCUCCAACCGCCUGAUGUCCACCGCCACUAAGUUGACCACAGUGGAGGUCAACGACAAGACCGGAAUCGCCACCCUCACAAUGAACCGCCCACCCGUAAAUGGGCUCAACUUGGAACUGCUGCAGGAUCUGAAGAGCUCUAUCGAUGAAAUCGAAGGCAACAAAAGCCGCGGACUCAUUCUGACUUCGGCUAGUUCGACGAUAUUCUCCGCUGGCUUGGAUAUCCUGGAGAUGUACAAACCGGAUAAGGACAGGAUUCGGGCCUUCUGGACUCAAUUGCAAGAGACAUGGCUGGCACUGUAUGGCAGCAGUGUUCCCACAGCAGCGGCCAUCAAUGGCCACUCCCCCGCCGGCGGAUGCCUACUGGCUACUUCCUGCGAGUACCGAGUCAUGUUGCCAAAAUUCACAAUCGGCCUGAAUGAAACACAACUGGGCAUUGUGGCACCCAAGUGGUUCAUGUCCACCUUCCUCAGUGUCUUGCCACAACGGGAGGCGGAGCGCGCCCUCAACCAAGGACGCAUGUUCACCACAGAGGAAGCCCUGAAGGUGGGCCUCAUCGAUGAGACGGCCAACAGCAAGGAGGAGGCCAUUGAAAAGUGCACCGCCUUCAUUGGCACCUUUGCCAAGGUCAAUCCGCUGGCUAGGUCACUGACCAAGCAACAAUUCCGGGCUGCCGAUCUCCAGCAGCUGGAGAACGAGCGGAAGGACGAUCUGGAGAAGUUCCUCUUCUUUGUGAACCAGCCAGCGGUGCAAAAGGGUCUGGGCAUUUAUCUCGAGGGUCUGAAGAAGAAGGCCAAGAAGCAAUAAACAAAGGAUUUUAUAUUUUUUUUAUUUUGUAAUAAUAAUAAAAGCAUUUUGAAUUCAA